AUGUCGAAUAAGGUAGUUCUUAUACCGGUGGGAUCUUCGAACCGGAGACAACCGCUUCUACAACAGAACAAAAGUUCGUUGAAAGCGGGGACGCGUCUCGGCGAAGCAGUCGGUGGAACCGCCGCCGUGUGUUGCUGCUGCCCAUGUGCGCUGGCGAAUAUCGUUUACCUAGCGAUCUAUAAAGUUCCGGCGAGUCUUUGUCAUAAAGCGUUGAAGAAGAGUAGGCAGCGUCGUCGUCGCCGUCUUCAGUCGUCAUCCGGGGAAGGGAUGUUGCCGCCGAAGCCGAUGCAACGUUGCACGUGUGGAUGUUGUGAUGACUUUGGUGUUCGGGUGCAUCCCACGUGUAGUGACGACGAUGAUGAUGUGGAUGUGAAAAGUGAAAGUUUGGGGGUGGAGGAAGAAGAUAAAGAGGCGGUGGAAUUGGAGAAAGAGAUGUGGGAAACGUUUUAUGGAACUGGAUUUUGGAGAAGCUCUUCUCAGAGGAAUAAAGAUUCAUCAUCUUUUUCACCUUCUCAAUCUCAAAGGGUGUUUUUUACUGCUUCUGCGCCUAAUCUUCAGGUUCCUACCUAA
Messenger RNA from Lathyrus oleraceus (garden pea), 570 nucleotides. RefSeq lists its product as uncharacterized. The coding region runs from base 1 to 570 and encodes 189 amino acids. NCBI's taxonomy places the organism in Eukaryota, Viridiplantae, Streptophyta, Magnoliopsida, Fabales, Fabaceae. The transcript has a single exon. The record is from RefSeq and is a predicted model, not a curated record.